AUGGAUAAUAUUGAUACUUUUGGUCUGAAAAUAUCCGUUCAAACAUUCUAUGACAAUAUGAAAAUGUUCAAUGACGAUAUACUCAAAUAUGGUGCUUAUUCUCAAUUUAAAAUAAUUGAACAAUUGACAACAGAUGAAAUAAAAGAUUUGACACUUUUCACCAAAGCCGAACUCGACAACGUGAUUCAACACGUUCGAACUACCGAGGUUGCUCCCUCGAUGCCAUCGUCCAUUCAUCAUCAGCCCGUGGCUACAAUUGUGAAAAAAGAUGCGGAACAAACAAUGCUGGAUCGUCAGACGGAAGAAUUGUCGAAAGUCGAAAAAGAAUUAGAACAAUUACGACAACUAGCCAAACAGAAUGGCCUAUCGAGAAUACAAUAUGCGAUCGUGAUGUUACUCAUGGAAUUGAAUGAAAUUAAACGGAAUAAAACAAUCUUGAAUGAAGUCAAUUUGUUACAUUGGAGAAAAUCACCUAAACAAUUGCAACGACGGAUUGCAAACGAAUCUGUUGAGCAUAAAAAAGCCGGCGUCUUCAACGUCAAACGAGUCAA
Messenger RNA from Didymodactylos carnosus, 551 nucleotides. The record is from the annotation of a GenBank genome assembly. NCBI's taxonomy places the organism in Eukaryota, Metazoa, Rotifera, Eurotatoria, Philodinida, Philodinidae.